AUGACAAAUCUGUUCACUAUCGUUGUUAAACUUGGAACCUCAUCAUUGGUAGAUGAAGUCACAAGAGAACCAAGAAUUGCAAAUAUGUCUCUUAUUGUGGAGACCAUAGUCAAGUUGCGUCGACAGGGACAUAAAAUAGUUAUUGUAUCCUCAGGUGCAAUUGCAUUUGGUAUGAAACGUGUGGGAUUAGAAGAGAAGCCAAGUAAAUUGGCUGCUAUACAAGCUUUGGCAUCUAUAGGUCAAGGCAGAUUGAUUGGAUUAUUUGACGAUUUGUUCCGUCAAAUGGAACAACCAAUAGCACAAAUUUUAAUUACUAGAAAUGAUAUUAUGGAUUUCACACAGUAUAAGAAUGCCCAAAACACUGUUAAUGAGUUAUUAGAUAUGGGGAUAAUUCCAAUUGUGAAUGAAAAUGAUACUUUGUCUGUUUCGGAAAUUAAGUUUGGUGAUAAUGAUACUUUGUCAGCUAUAACUGCAGGUAUAAUCCAUGCGGAUUAUUUGUUCCUCAUGACAGAUGUGGAAUGUUUAUACACUGAUAAUCCAAGAACCAAUCCAGAUGCACAACCAAUAUUGAUUGUUGAUAAAAUAGAUGAGUUGGCAGUGAAAACAGAUACCGAAUCUGGAGCUGGAUCCAAAGUGGGUACUGGUGGUAUGACGACAAAGUUGAUUGCAGCAGAGUUGGCCACAAACAUUGGUGUAACAACAAUUAUUACAUUGUCGAGCCAACCACAUUACAUCCUCGAUAUUGUCUCGCAUAUACAGAGUCAAUCUGAUUCGUUAACGAUAGAUCAGCAACGUGAACUGAUGAUGCAAGACGUCAAGGCUGGAAAACUUCCAUUGCAUACUAGAUUCUUGAGCUUACCACAGGAUACACAGAUUAAAUCUGACAAAAGAUUCUGGUUGUUGCAUGGAUUGAAAACCAAGGGUGCAUUGAUCAUUGAUCAAGGGUGUUUCCAAGCAUUAACAAGAAAGAAUCGUGCUGGGCUAUUACCUGUUGGUAUUAUCGAUGUUGUCGGUCACUUUCAUGAAAGUGAAUGUGUAUCAAUUAAAGUUGUUCCAGAUAAGAAUGGUCCAUUGGAAGACGCUGUUGAAGUGGGACACUGUCGUGUGAACUACCUGGCUCCAGAAAUUAAACUUAUCAAGGGACACAAGAGUAGUGAUAUUGAAGCGAUAUUAGGAUAUGCUGAUAGUGAAUACGUCGCUCAUAGAGACAAUUUAGCAUUCCCACCAGUUAUGCCACCAUCAACCGAUUCUUUGGUAUCCAUGGUUGAAAAUUUAUAG
Candida tropicalis MYA-3404 is the source of this 1278-nucleotide messenger RNA. It is a transcript of the gene PRO1, whose product is annotated as glutamate 5-kinase. The coding region runs from base 1 to 1278 and encodes 425 amino acids. NCBI's taxonomy places the organism in Eukaryota, Fungi, Ascomycota, Pichiomycetes, Serinales, Debaryomycetaceae. The transcript has a single exon. Gene Ontology annotation, cellular component: cytosol; cytoplasm. The record is from RefSeq and is a predicted model, not a curated record. Gene Ontology annotation, molecular function: ATP binding; RNA binding; glutamate 5-kinase activity.